Moesziomyces antarcticus is the source of this 957-nucleotide messenger RNA. RefSeq lists its product as uncharacterized. NCBI's taxonomy places the organism in Eukaryota, Fungi, Basidiomycota, Ustilaginomycetes, Ustilaginales, Ustilaginaceae. The transcript is spliced from 2 exons. The record is from RefSeq and is a predicted model, not a curated record. Bases 1 to 957 code for a protein of 318 amino acids.
AUGGGCAAGAAGCAGAACAAGAACCAGGAGCAGGCCGUCGACCUCACCAACGCAGGCCCCAAGGACUGCGGCGUGAUCUUCGACAGCUCUGAUGCGGUCUUGGACGAGGCCAAGAAGAUGGUCCGUCUCAACCAUGUCUCCAAGCCCUGGACUCGCGAGUCCUGGGAGAAGGCUAGGCCCUUCAUCCUCGAGCAGCGCCAGAAGCUCGAGACCUCUGGCUGGGCGGGCACCGACUCGGCCCGUACCGAGCUCUACGUGCUCCGCCGCAACGCUCCCCACGGCGCCUUCACCGAGGACGGCUUCAUGUACAUCAGGAUCCCCAAGAAGUUUAUCGACUUCCACCGAUCCAGCCGCUCCGCGGACGAGGAGAAGACCGAGGAGAACGACGACGGCAAGCAGCGCAAGACGCUCCGCCGCCGCAAGGAGAACGCCCCGUCGUACAAGCUCGACAACGAGUUCAUCUGGAAGGUGCGCGUCGACGGCGACGGCGACAACAGCGACCGAGACCCCAACGUCAUCCUCGACACGCCCGAGCCAUUGGAGAACAUCUUCUACCUCGUGCAAUGUCUGUCGCCCGGCAUGGCCCGCCUCGAGUACAACCGCAAGGACGCCAUGCAGCCCAACACCAAGCAGUCUGACCUCCGCGACGACCCAGAGGCCCCGGCAAUGCGUCACCGCGCCGUGUUUGCCGCCAGCGAGAAGAUGAUGCGCACCCUCCCUCCCGUCUUCUGGAUGAAGAAGAACGAGAUCGAGCUCCGCAAGAUCCUGGGUGCCGAGGCCUUCGAGGCUACCAUGCGCGCUGCUCAGGAGCCUGCCCGCUCGCACACCCGCGACGUCAAGGGCCUCAACGAGAAGGUCUGGGAAGAGGCUCUGCCGCCCCGCGCCGAGUCGGACAAGAAGAAGAGCAGGAAGGCAAAGGCGCCGAAGGUCUCGAACGCGGUUGCGGCAAGUGCAUGA